AUGUUUACGGAGCCUGGUUGCGUGGAUGUGAUUAUCGGAGCAAGUCUGUUCUUCGAUCUGCUUCACAAGGAGAAAAUCAAAUUAGGAGAUGACGGGCCUAUCGUACAAAAUACAUCACUCGGCUGGAUUGUAUGCGGAAACCUUCCUGCCGAGACAGACGUGUGCAGACCGCACAUUGUCAACACGUGUACGGAGAAGCUCGACGAUCUACUCACACGAUUCUGGGAGCUGGAGUCGUGUAAAACGGACAGUGUGCUAUCGCUGGAGGAAUACGCCUGUGAGAAGCUGUUCGAUCGCACAACAGUGCGUGAUGCAAGUGGCCGUUUCAUUGUCACGCUUCCAAAGAAGGAGUACCUAAUCCAUCAGCUCGGAGAUUCACGAUCUACGGCGAUGCGACGAUUCCUCUCCCUGGAGCGUCGUCUGGAUACAAACCCGCAGCUGAAGCUGCAAUACAGUGAAUUUAUUCACGAAUACCUCCACAUGGGUCACAUGGAGGAGGUAAUUGGGGAUGAAGAAGAUGCUGCUUUACCACAGUACUUUAUCCCACAUCAUUGCGUCAUCAAACCCGAUAGUACGACUACGAAACUUAGGGUGGUGUUUGACGCAUCGUGCGCUACGUCGACUGGAGUCUCCCUCAACAACGCCUUGAUGGUGGGACCGACGGUUCAAGACGACAUCAUUUCGAUCGUUCUUCGCUUCCGAUUCCAUCGGAUUGCCGAAAAAAUGUACCGCAUGGUACUGCAGCAGUGGGCGGACCGAAAGUUGCACAAAAUACUUUGGCGCGACGAUCGGAAUGAAAGUGUACGGAUCUUCCAGUUGAAUACCGUUACAUACGGCACAGCUUCAGCGCCAUAUCUGGCGACGAAAUGCCUCAAGCGGCUCGCAGAACUGGAUGGACAAAAGUAUCCCGAGGCAGCAAAAAUUCUGAGCAUGGAUUUCUAUGUGGACGAUAUGAUGACAGGCGUAGACAACGAAGAAGAAGGCGUCCAACUAUGCAGCGAUAUGCAGCAAUUACUAAAAGGUGGAGGAUUCAACUUGCGAAAAUGGAGCAGCAACUGUCCAGCCGUUCUGGAGAAAAUACCAGCAGAACUUCAUGACGUUCGUGCUUCGUUCGAGCUUGACGACUCAAGUGCUACCAUCAAAACUCUUGGGCUGAUUUGGGAGCCUAGGAUCGACGUUUUUCGCUUCAAGGUGCCGGAGUGGAACUCAUCGGUCAUCUGCAAGCGAUCAGUUAUUUCCGAUUUGGCUCGAAUUUUUGAUCCUCUCGGGCUAAUUGGAACUGUAACCGUUUCAGCCAAAAUAUUCGUCCAAAGUCUCUGGAAACUGAAAGUGUCUUGGGACGAACCUCUGCAAAACGAACUUCGGGAGCAAUGGGCCGAGUUUCGAAUAAGUCUGUCCAGGCUUGAAUUCCUUGAAAUCCCAAGGUGGAUCGCAUAUCGGAAAAACUGUCUUUCUGUGGAGCUUCAUGGUUUUUGCGAUGCUUCGACGAAGGCCUACGGGGCGUGCAUAUAUGUUCGGUGUACGCAUUCGGAUAGGACAAUCACCACUAAUCUGCUGGUAGCAAAGUCACGAGUCUCCCCGCUAGCAGAGCUGGGAAAGAAAAGGAAGCAGCUCACAAUUCCUCGGCUAGAGUUGUCCUCCGCUGUACUGUUAGCUCAUCUCUACGAGAAAACAGUUGCAAGCAUUCCGGUUUCCUCCCAGUCAUAUUUCCACACCGACUCCAUGAUUGUGCGUUACUGGAUCUCAUCAAAUCCGUCGCGGUACCAAAUGUUCGUGGCGAAUAGGAUCUCGGAAGUGCAACACCUGACGAAAAAUGGUACGUGGAGACACGUAGCAGGAACGGAGAAUCCAGCGGAUGCACUUUCGCGCGGCAUUACACCAGGAGAUCUACAAAACAAUUCGCUGUGGUGGGAAGGUCCACCCUGGCUGAAACAAGAAAGGGAAUACUGGCCAGAAACCCAAGAAGUCGUAUUGGAAGAACUGGAUCGAUCGCACCUCGAGGAAAGUUCUGCUGUAGUAUCCGUAGCUACAAUCUCAUCUUUAGCCUACGUUCCACGUUGCACCGGCUAG
Armigeres subalbatus is the source of this 2070-nucleotide messenger RNA. RefSeq lists its product as uncharacterized. Bases 1 to 2070 code for a protein of 689 amino acids. The transcript has a single exon. NCBI's taxonomy places the organism in Eukaryota, Metazoa, Arthropoda, Insecta, Diptera, Culicidae. The record is from RefSeq and is a predicted model, not a curated record.